CAUUGCACAUCCACAUAUGUACAUGGUCUAUUAUUAAGUAGAUAUCAUGAGUUCUACAUGUACAGUUCAAGGUAAAACAGCUUGGCCAGAGCUAUUGGGGCAAAAUGUUGAGAAAGCAGUGAGUAUAAUAGAGAAAGAGAAUCCAACUCUUCGCCCCGUCGUGUUAAAUAUAUCUCAGAAUAUUCCAGAUCCAGAUCCAGUGGACUGUACUCGUGUUCUCGUAUUUAUUAAUGACAACAACCAGGUUGCUCUUGUACCUAUUGUUCGUUGACGGAGCAGUAAUACUACUGUUUUCUUAAAUUCAUUCAUACUAGCUUUUCUACUACUUAAUGUAAUGUCUUUUUCAAGCCUAUGCACAAUUCUCUUCCUUUUGUCUUUGGUUUA
Molecule: messenger RNA, 384 nt
Organism: Solanum verrucosum
Lineage: Eukaryota; Viridiplantae; Streptophyta; Magnoliopsida; Solanales; Solanaceae
Product: protease inhibitor HPI-like
Exons: 2
Coding region: 47-271 (74 amino acids)
Biological process (GO): response to wounding
Molecular function (GO): serine-type endopeptidase inhibitor activity
Source: RefSeq, a predicted model, not a curated record